Scophthalmus maximus (turbot) is the source of this 10884-nucleotide messenger RNA. RefSeq names its product zinc finger and BTB domain containing 4 (gene zbtb4). The transcript has 5 exons. Bases 2300 to 7780 code for a protein of 1826 amino acids. NCBI's taxonomy places the organism in Eukaryota, Metazoa, Chordata, Actinopteri, Pleuronectiformes, Scophthalmidae. Gene Ontology annotation, molecular function: RNA polymerase II cis-regulatory region sequence-specific DNA binding; DNA-binding transcription factor activity, RNA polymerase II-specific. Gene Ontology annotation, biological process: regulation of DNA-templated transcription. The record is from RefSeq and is a predicted model, not a curated record.
GUCUCGCUCGUCUCGCUGUGGAUCAGCCUGGGCUCUUAGAAAAGUGGCUCAGGGCUGAGGCCUGUAAAGACCUUUCAUAAAACGGGAUAAUAGUCGAAAUACUAGACGUUUUCAUCUCAAAAACACUGUGAAAUAGAUUUUUCCCGAGCUCUUUUAGGAAAACACCGACGUGUCGUUUUUUCGUCCCGUGAAUUUUUGGAUCUGUGGGACUUUGUCGCAAGCCUCGGACUCACCCGCACAAGAUGGCCGGGCCACGGGACUGCAUUUUCCGUACGGCUUGUAGGAAAGUCUGGGAGAAGCCUUAAGUGACCAUUUCAUGUUUAUCCUUCAACUGUUUUGACUAUUUUCCACACAUGCGGUGUCGUGCACUCGAUUUUGCGUCACUCUAUAUUGUUCAGUUGUUCUUAAUUUUUUUAAUUUUUUGGUUAAAACGCAUAAGUUUGUCGUAGGCCGCUUUUUUCGACAGCAGUCCGAAACGCCGUCGUUUUGGCGGUGGACUCGCAUCUGGUCGCCAAUCAUUCGAUUGGUCGCCGAUUGGAAUGACUGGAAAUUGUGAUUAUUCAAGGUCAUUUUUAAAGCCAGCUGAGCACAUUUUGGAAUACCAACGUUUUAGGUUUCGCUCCCUUAGCAAUGUAGCUGGCGGUGUGGUUAGCUUAAAGUAGGACUCCUUCGCCGACAUCGACGGUAUGUUCCCUGCUGCUCGUCUGCUAUUUCACCUCAUCCCGGCGUGUGUAUGUUAUCGCUGUAGCCUUGAUGGCAAAGUAUAACGUGAAUAAUAACUUGUUAAUUCCAGAAUGUGUCUUUUUUUUUUAAGUACGGCUAAGUAGCCCGAUUAGGGCUUAAACGUUAUACGUGACAAACGGCCAGUUAGCUUCCUACCUGUUAAUAAUUAGAUAAUCAAAUCGCCGGGCCCGCUUUUAUCACAGCACUGUAGAUGUUGGUGUACGCGUAUUGUUUGCGGGGAUGAAGGGUGUAAUUAUGUGUGUAACAACGCUUCUUUUAGGACUAGAAUAAAUGGGGGGGGUUGCAGCUAGCAUAGCGCUACUUGGCCUCCAUUGCCCGCUCAACAUGGCGGUGUUUGAGAGGAUACUCUUCUUGUUGUGAACGAGAACGAUGGGGUCUGGAAUAUUCGUGUCGACUUUAAUAGUUGCCAACGAAGAGCUGCGCGUUUCCCCCCCCCCACGCACCCGUUUAGCUCCGUGAAUUAAUAACAAUAAAAACGAAAUUGCGUCGUGUGGUAUAUUGCCCUAACAACGUGGAGGGGUUUUCAAAAAAAAAAAAAGUUCGCUAGCCAGCAUUUCAAGAGUCUCGACUGUUCGUCGGUGUCGAAAGUUGUAGCCAUUUUGCUAACCAACUCCCGGUGUGUUGUGGGGAGAACGGCGCCUGUUGUGCAGCCGGUUAGCGGGUUACGAGCAAACAGUUCGAAGUCACAACAGUCUGAGCACCGCUCUCGUAUCGAGGGACCGUGGGGGAAUGCUGUUAGCGCGUCGGACAAUAGAUUCAUCCGGUUAGCUUCUUGCUAGUUAACACCCAAGGUCCAGCAGAGGACAUCGUCUAUCAAGUCCAGAGGAGAGGCUAGGUGCCACAUCUGCAGUAUCCUUAUGCAGUGCAGCCAGUUAUGAGGAUGCAGUGGGACAAAGAAGUUAGCAUGCAUGUCGGCUUAGAAAUGCUCCGUAGGAAUGUGACAGUAAAUCACUUUGUUCACCAUGUGCCAUGUAAUGCCAUGACUAUACAAAGGAUCCAUUAUUGACCAGGGUUGGCUCCCUCCUCUGGCUCCUACCGAGAAUGAUCGGCGCUGCGAAGACAUUGCACAACCACGUUUUCAGUGCAGACAAGCGCGGAUCCCACCAGGCAGGCAGGCAGGCAGGCAGGCAAACCUACUCCAUCUACCGCUCCAAGGAGGUUACUGCUGCAUAGGGGCUUAAAAGUUGUCAGGAGGCGUGCGGAGACGCUGGGUUGUUUACGGUGCCCUUAAAAUACAGGCUGUCUAGAAACAGGAAGUACCAUCGCCCCCGAAGCGCAGCAGCACACGGCGUCAGCCAACACGCAGCCACUUCCUCCUCCUCAACAGAGGCUCCAGCAAAACAACCUUCGACGCUUAUCAGAGAAUUGUGCACCCCUCCCCUCGGCUGCCCGUCCUCCUGAAUGGCCGGGGAAACAGGAAUCACUGCGUCGUUCCCUGUAAAGCCGUGGCUUCCUCUUUAAGAAACCACUGACAUAUGAACUCCUCCGUCGUCGUUUGACUUCCCACUUUGAUCUCGGUCCAAGUCAGCUGGAGAGCAGAUUUCGGGGCCUGGUCAUGGUGUCCGGUGAAAAGGUAUGGAACCCCCUCCACGCGGGGCUUAUUCAGUCACCUCUGAGUGAACAGCACCUGGCAACUGGGCUAACACGCCCCUGCAACUUCACACAUACUGCAACCAAGGACGCCACGUGCCACCAGAGUCAGCGGUUGAUACCUUUGUCUUCCCUACCACUGUCAUUAGUGGCUCUAGACACCCUUCCGACCGCCCAGGCCUCCUCACCCUCACACCCGCCUGUCAAUUUGUACAGCUCGAAUAAAACCCAAGGACUCCACAAACCUGCCUGGUCUCGUGGGGUGGCCUCCCAACUUGAAGAGGAGGAGGAGGAGGAAGUGGAAACUGAGCAGUUGGAGAUGAAGGGUAAAAGGCAUGGAGGCCGGGGAGACGCCAUGAUGGAGGACAGGCUAGAGGACAUGACUGAUGGACCUAAAAAUGCAAAAAUCACCCUAAGCUUCCCACUCAGUGCCGCCCCUCUCCCAGCCUCUCUGACAUCUCCAAACCACUGUCGGAGCUCCUCCUCUUCCUCCCCUUCCCCCCACCGACGGCGUCCCUCCUCCAAGAGCUCGGAUGAGGGGUCGCUGUGGAAACUGGAUGCGACCAUGGAUGUAAAGCACAGACCUUUUAAGCCCCCGAGGCACGACAGCUCUCCGUCCUCUUCACCCUCCUCCUCCUCAUCUCCCAUGACUGUUCAUGCACUUAUCCGGAAGGAUAUAAAAUCUCCACCUCCCCUGAAGUGCUCCAAACUAAACCCAGAGACUCAUUUUCAGAGGUCACCCCCGAGAUCCUCCAGCGGGUCUUUAGGGGGCUGUUAUGGUGUAGAUGGAUGGGAUGAGAGGCACAGGGUUGCCAACGGUACAGUUUCGCCCUCUCAAACUGCCCAGAUCCUCUUCAGUCUGGGCACAUCAGCCUAUCAGAGAGGCGGGGACGCAGAGAGGAGAGAAAAAAUAACGGGACGACCGGCUGGGAAAGUGGGAAGCCCUCAUGGGCCAAGCCUUCACCCUCCCGCCCUCCACCUCCCUCCUCCCUUACCACUGCCUCAUCCUCCACCAUCUGAGGGUCUAACUGCACCCCCCCACUCAUCAUCCUAUUCUCCUAGUGACAGUCUGAAGCCCGAGCUGAUUUGUGGGGUGUGCCAUCGACUUUUCAGCUCGGCCUCCUCCCUUACAGUCCACAUGCGGCUGCAUCGUGGCAGCCGUGCCCUCAGCUGCCGUUACUGUGGCAAAGUCUUCAUCCACAGCAAGAGACUGCAGUCCCACGAGGCCUCCUGCAAGUUGCCGGGCCUGCCCUCCAAGAGCAUGUGCCCUCCGUCUCUCACUGUACACCCAAAGGAGGAGCCGCUGGAGGAGGGUGAGGUGAGAGUGGAGGGGGGAAUGAUUGUGGGAGAAACGGACAUGAGUAAGGUGCGGCCAGGGAAGAAGGCACGGAGCCUCCUGGCGCGUAUCCAAGGUGAUGAUGCAGCAGCCGCAGAGUUACUGGCGGGCGAUGAGCACCAUUUUGUGAAGGUGGUAGAUGGCAAUGUCAUUUACUUCUGCUCUGUGUGCGAGCGAUCCUACAUGACCCUGUCCAGCCUGAAGCGUCACUCCAACGUGCAUUCAUGGCGACGCAAGUAUCCGUGCCAUUAUUGCGACAAAGUUUUUGCCCUGGCCGAGUACCGCACAAAGCACGAGGUGUGGCACACGGGAGAGCGGCGCUACCAGUGCAUCUUCUGCUGGGAUGCUUUCGCCACCUACUACAAUCUCAAAACACACCAGAAAGCCAUUCAUGGGAUUAAUCCCAGCCUCAUCUGCAGUGAAAAGACAGCGAAUGGCGGCUAUAAGCAGAAAGCGAAUGCCCUCAAGCUCUACCGCCUUCUCCCCAUGCGUUCACAGAAGAGACCCUACAAGACGUACAGUGACAGUUUGCAUAACGGCCUGCUUCUGCCACCAAAUGAAACACCUCCCCUCUCCCUGCCUGGUCUGGGCUGUGCUCUGGGCCCUGGAGACCUGCAGAGCCUCAUCAGUGGAGGCCACCCUCAUAGUGUUAAGCCUGACCCAGAUGCCUUCCCCGAUGACUUCCCUGUUUCUGUGGCUGCAGAACACAGGGACCUCUCCGCACUAACACCCCUCCCCCAAACGGACAUGCCCCAAGUUAAAAAACACGAGAGUGAGGCCCUAGAAUCAGAGCCAGGGCGAGGCAGUGGCAGCUUCAAAAUAUCUAGCAGCAACAAAACCAAAACUCCCAAGACUGGUAAGGGCACAGAAACAAGCAUGCCCUCUGUGAUAACAUAUGGACAUACAAAACCCUCCGUCAUAGUUCAUGGAACAGCAGUGUCAUCCUCUGUCAUCGUGCAUAGCAACCGGGUUAUUUCUGGAAGCGAAAAAAGCCCAAUAAGCAGCCCAUCCCCUGAAACCAGCAACAGCCAGACUUCACACAAGGGCAGCCCCAAGCCAAUUAAAAAGCAAAGGGAUAGUACAGAUAGCUAUAGAAAGAGGUCAAGAGACAGUUCAGAUACCACAGAGGAGAGUUCAAGAGGUGGGCACGAGGCAGAGACAGGAAGAUUAUUUCACAAAUCACGCAAGCCCCACAGCAAGAGUGACACCUCUUUCUCAAAGCAGCUGCUGGAAGGAAAAGAGGCAGGGCCACUGUGCCAGAUUACUGUACGUAUCGGUGAGGAAGCCAUAGUCAAGCGCAGCAUCUCCGAGACAGACCUCAGGAGAGACAAGAGCCUUUCUCCCCCAAAAAACAGACGGAGUGAAACGUCAUCUGUGCGGGACGUCAAAGAGCCACGCCACUCUCACUCCCACCACCAUCACCACAAACACCGUCUGCACCGCAGAGCCAGCAUGGAAGCAGAGGGCGAGAGGGAAAGAGGAGACGCGGAGGAGGAGGAUAGGAAAAAGACCUGCAAAUCCCCUGAUCGAGUAAGGGAGUACUAUUUCCGUCAGGAGGUGCGUGAGCAGGAGAGUGACAAUGACACAGAGGAUAAUUUAUGGCGGCCUUACUACUCCUACAAGCCUAAGAGAAAGGCCCAGGCACAUCUGCAGAGGGUCAAGAGCUGGCAGAGGAAACUGAAGUACAAGCGUUCCAUCCGGCUAAAGAGGAGGGCAGAGAGGCUCAAAAACGGCGUAAAUAAAGAAAUGGAGAAAUCGCAAGACGAGGAAGAGGAUGGGAAGAUGGAGGAGCCCCGGAAACCAUCAAAAGCUAACAGAGUCAAGGGAGAGGGGAAAAAGAAAGACUUUCUCUCUGCUCCUUUAAAGGAGAAGAACAAAGACACAGAGGAACGGGUGAAGGAGGCCUGUCAUAAGGUUUCCACCAGUCCUCUGCACUCUCCAAAGCCUCCUCUGUCUACCUCAGCGGCUCCUAUGGGAAUAAAGAGGCGGCCUUGGACUAAUGGCAACGCAGCAGAGUGUGGUACAUGUGGCCGCUGGUUCUCAAGCCCCAGGAAGCGAGACAAACACGAGCUGAGCCAUCUGCUGGAGUUUGUCUGCCUCUUCUGCCGAGCCACUUUCCCCUCAAGGGACAAGCUGGAAGAUCACCAGAGAGCCCAGCAUCCCAAGCCCGCCGAGGCCCCCUCUGUGCCCCCUAAAGUGGCACUUGGUGAGCAGGACGAUGGCGUCGUGAUCAAAACUGUGCCAGAGUUUGCAAAGUUUGACGAGGAAAGGGGGGGGCAAGGGGUGUUUGUGGGGAGAAGUUCUAGUCCAAGUCGCUUAAGCAGAAGAGCAUUAUCACGACACACCUGCUCACAGUGUCAUAAGGUGUGCAAGACAUCCUCGGCAUUGACUCGCCAUAUCCGACGCCAUGAGUUAAGCAGUUCCCCAGAAAGAGAAACGGAAGAUAAAGCCUCAGAGCCAAAAACAGCAGAGACAGUUAUUAACGAUGUUAGCAGAGACUCAGAGAUCGAAAAGGGACCGUCUCCCAGUGCUCUCUCUGUUUCAGUUAUCAGCUAUUCAACACCAGACCCGCCCAGCAGCAGCGGCGGCGACUGUCUGGCAUUGCAGCCGCACGCCGACCAACUCGGUGAACCGACAGCUGAACACCAGAGGUCAGAAUCCAGAGACAAACCUGAGCUAACAGCGCUCACACGUCCAGCUCCUGAGAGAGAGCCCAGCCCACAAAUAGCAGACCCUCCGUUUGAAAGUCACGCUAAUCUCACGCCCACAAAAUAUGAAUUCACAUCCGCCGCGCCCUCUGCCCUCCAGAGUGUGCUCGUCAUGAACGGACCCGAAUGUCUGGACUACCGCAGCCCCAGCAAAAAAAGCCUAGACAGCCAGAUCCACAGAAUACAGAGCCCUGUGCACAUCGUGGCAUCCGCCAACACCUCUCCAAAUGUGCCCACGACGUCACAGACCAGAAUAACCGCUGCUGCUGCUGCUCCUGUUGCCAUGACAACAGCUCCCAGCUCAGAGGGUGGAUUCGUGAAACGGGAUGGGGUCAUUAUGGACAGGGAGCGGCGGGCUGGGAGUGGUAUAUUUCCGCACGCAGGUUAUGAGGAAGCACCUCUGGUCCGUGAUCUCAGAGUUCAGUCACUGUCCAGGAGUCCCUCCCCCGAUGAAGCACAAGACCUGACCAUGUCCUCCAUACUAGCGAGGGAGCGGGAGAUGGAGAGGCAAAGAGAGAAAGAGAGGGAGCUGGAGAGACGGAGGGAAAGGGAGAGAGAGAAAGAAAGAGAGAGAGAGAGGGCCCAGCAAAUGACCAGAGUUACUCAUGCCCCAGAAGAACAAAUUGCUCUGUUGGUCCCGAAAGAGGAGCCUUUGAGUCCUGUGCCAUCCCCCCAGCACAUCCCCACUCCAACCACUAUGAAUGGACCCUCCUCACACAGGCACACUCCCAAGUCCCCAUGUCGGCCCCCCUCAACCAUUGGACUGUUAGCCCAGGCCAACCGUCAGGUUCACUCCACUUCACAAGGACUCGACAGGCUCACACUGCCCACUGGAGCAGCUGGUGCCAGCGACCGCCCCUCUGCCCACGCUCUGCUUCUCCCCCGAGCCCCCCAGCCACCUGAGCCCGAGUACCACGACACUGUUUCUUCCAGAAAUUCCCAGCAGGGGGCCGCCACCCCAGUGGGAUACCAUGCCCAGGAUUAUCCCCUACCCCUCAUUGUGCCGGACAGCUACCACUCUGGUAAGAAGCAGGAGGAAAACCUGCUCAUGUCCUCCUAUCCUCCUGGAGCUCUUCCCUUUGGCCCGCUGGGAAAAAUGAUGGUCCCUAAUGGCGGGGACCUGGCCAAGCUGCCAUUUUACCCAGACCCUUACCAGCUGCUCUACGGGCCCCAGCUGCUGGCCUACCCCUAUAACUUAGCAGCUCUUCCUGUGGCUCUGAACAUGAUGGCACCUGGGGGGGACAAGGUGGAGCCUCUGCCUUUCCUUCCAGCCAUCUUCAACUACGCAGCUGCUGCUGGGCCCUACAUGGGAGCGGCCCCCCACCCGCUCGUGGCCAAUCCCAGCCUGUACAGUGGCAGCAGUGGCAGCAGCAAGAAGCAGCGGGACAGCAGCAAACCUUAGGACAACAGAAGCACUUAUGAGGAAUAUAUUCCAAAGGGGACGGCCUGGCCUGUUUAGGAUGAGCGGGAGGGGUGCAUGCUCGCUGGGUCACUGACUACACUCGCACAGUACCCCUGCCUCUCUUUUAGUCAGUAGAGAUCAGGGCUAGGCAUUAAAUCAGGAGGAGCUGCCGAAGGGAGGAGGAGGAGCAAAGAAACGGGGAGGAGAGGCCCAUAAUAAUCCAGUGACGUAUCAUUCCUCCCCCCCUCUCUUUACUCCUGCUCACCGUCUCUCCGCGUUUCUCCCGUUUUGCUGUAGUGUGUCAUAGUUCUUAGAGCUUGAUUAAUCCUUCCUCUCCGACUCAUUAUAUUAUCUAUAAUAUAAGAAUAAGACCUGCUAACAGGGUGCGUGUUGCGUUGGAAAAAAAAAACGAGUUCAGUCUGCUUCCCUUUAUAGUCACCGCAAAAACGAGGAUAAACACUCUUCAGGGAAGGCUUGUGUGGGCAACGAUGAGCGACGAGACAUGAGUUUUUUCGAGGAGGAGAAUGCAGGUGUAUCCUGUCAUUAAAUGUGUGAGCAUGUACGUGCACAUGUAUGUAGGGGUGUGUGCAUGCAGAGGCUGGCUUAAGCUGCGUAUGUGUGAAAGUGUGUGUGUGUGUGGGUGGGUGUACGUGCAUAAAUGGCUAGAUCAUUCCGUGUCAGACGCACACAGUGUUCCUACUCUAGUUGGAAUGGCUACUGUAGGUCAAUGUAUAGAAGUGCAUUUAGAAGUGAUUCCUCAUAUCCAAAAUCAUUUAGAAGUCAAUUCUGUGGCUGAGCGCGAGGCAACGACAGCGACGGAUCAUCUGAGCUUCUAAAGGCUCAACUUAACCCUGUUACUUUGUGGCCAGAUGACGCUGUAGGAUCUGUGUAGCAUUCACCAUAGUUUGUACCUUAUGUGCACAAAAUAGAAAAAAGUAGUGGUCACUCAAAGGGGACACUCGUAGCUGCUUCGGAUAUGUAGCUGGCCACUGGGUAAGAAUUGAAGGCUGGUAGACCAUUGCACUUCCGUUUUUCAUCUCAUUUCCUUCACAAGCGAAAGAAAAAAGGAAAAGAAUUAAAGCAGUCAGCCUUCACCUUGCGUAGCUUUCACCUCCUUGAUUGGAAGAGGCAAAAAAGGCUCUGUUUCCUAAGCCGGGGAAGAAGAAAGCGACAGGGAGGAAAAAGACAAAAAAAAAAAAAGGAUUCAGGGUAUUGAUCUAUUUCUGGAUAGGAAAAGAAGUAUAUGGGCACAAAACUGUUGGGAGUCCGAAGGCCCCAUUUGGGGGACAGAAAAAGUUCCUUUUCCCCUACUGAUGGGAGAUUGGAAAUAGUCUGAACUGUUUCCCCUCCCGCCCCGUGUCAUUUGCUAAGUGGUAGGGAAAGGCUGAGCUUAGCAGCCAAAGUGGUGGCCGAAACUCCCCCAGGCGCCCUCCUGGGGCCUUUUCGUUGUGUAAUGUUCUCUCUAUAUGUUUGUUCUGUUAAACUCUGUUGAUGUUUAUGUUGUUUAGCCCUCUGACCAGAUGGAAAGUGGCUUCAGUGAAAAAUGGGGGGAGUGAACUUUAAAAAUAUGAAUGUAAAUUUAGUCAUGAGGUUAAUGAAGUACAGCUACAUUAAUGGUAGAGUCGGUUUCAGUUCCUUUUUUUUUUGUUUCAGUUUUUGACACAAAUAACCUGUUAAAGAACCGUAUAACGUCUGGUAUGCAUAUAUACAGUAGUCCUAGGAACAUGUCAGUAAACUUGGGUUCUGUAUCCACAAAGCAUGAGCAACACUUGCUUCCUUACCGUUUAUAUCCUCAGCAAAUCUGGCACUGUGCGCACAGCUUUUGUUUUCCGUUUCCUUUUUUAAAAAAUAUUUUCUGGUCUUUUAAACGUCCAUAUCUCUGUCAUUAUUAUUACUAUUUUAUUUUAUUUUUGUUAUCAAACACAGACCACAGCUUUGGAGAAGUUCCACAAAACUAUCUGCCACAUUUGCCACUAUUUAAGGAGCCGCUCUCAUCCCCCCUCCUCAUACACUUGCACACUGCACCUCUGAACGACGUACACGCAGUGUGUUUCAGUGCACGUGCGGGGCGAUGGUACUGGGGCGGGCAGGAGUGUUGAAACACACACACACACAGCGUGACCAACUGAAGGGGCGCACAAGCGCCCCCCCCCCCCUCCCCCUCGGGUGUGGUUACAAGCCUUUUGCGUGCAUCGAGCGCGCAUCGUGAACGAGAGUGAGUGAUCGCGUGAAUAAGAAAACCAAAAUAAAAUCUGCCUAAGCAGCAUAUCCCUCUGCAGUAUAUGGGCCACCUGUAUUUUUUUUUGUUUUAUAAAUUUUUUUUUGUUAUUGUUGUUGUUUGACACUUAUUCUGUGGGUUAGUUUCAGUGUAAAAAAAGCCUCACUGUCUCCAAUAUACUAUCUCAAGUCAUUCCUGCAGAUGGACAUUGUUUGUGUUUUUUGGACCAUUUCUUAUGCCAUAGUUUGCCAUCACGGUUUUUCACACAGACCAAAGGCAUGCAACUCAACGUAUUGUAGUGACUGGACUGGAAUCUGGUUGUGAUAUACAACUCUUUGCUGUCUGUUUUAGUUCAAAUGAAUGUGCCUCUGCUUUGAUAUUUAAAUAAUUAUCUAUAGUGAGACGUGGAUCUGCCAGAUUUCAACUGUUAAGGUGCCUUGGUAUGGCAUAAGAAAUUUGACAUGGCAAAAUGGGACGUUUUUCCUGGAGAAAUGACGAGUGUGAUUUGGAGAUAGAUGUCAUGGCUUUGUUUGCUACGGAGCGGUUCAUAGACGUAGGGGUGUGGCUAAACUGUUUUUGGUAUUGUGUACAUGUCUAGGGUAAUACUGUGCCAUAUAGAGCCCACAAAAUAUGUUAAUGUUAUUUUUAAAAGAUGUUUUAAUGUUGCCUGAUGACUUUGUCUUUAGAUUUGAUACAAAGGCUUGUAGCCACAGCUCUCCCAAAGUCUGUAGUCUCCUUUUUUCCCCGAUACUCUCCUUGUUCUCUCUCUCUCUUUCUCUCUCUCUCUCGCUCUCUCUCUCUCUCUCUCCUCUCGUUUCCGUCUCCCAUUCUUUCUCUUUGCUGCAAUCAAACAAAAAUAAAGUAUUAACCUGAUGACCCAAUGAAA